Planococcus citri (citrus mealybug) is the source of this 2696-nucleotide messenger RNA. Its product is annotated as E3 ubiquitin-protein ligase LRSAM1-like. The transcript is spliced from 15 exons. The record is from RefSeq and is a predicted model, not a curated record. Gene Ontology annotation, molecular function: protein binding. Bases 339 to 2501 code for a protein of 720 amino acids. NCBI's taxonomy places the organism in Eukaryota, Metazoa, Arthropoda, Insecta, Hemiptera, Pseudococcidae.
CAUUUUUUUGUUUUUAUCAAUUUCAGUAUUUGGCACGCAAAAGAUUUUUAUUGUUGCCCUAAAAAAUGAAGUAACUAAGUGUAAUAUUAUAAAAUACAUAUAACAUUUCGAUGGCUAAAACACAACUUUUCAUCAUCAUAAGCUAAAAAACUGAUUCGUGUUAAAUUUACUUUACGUCGGAAUUGCGGAAUAUCAUCACCUCCGUUAAUCAUAAUCUCAAACCACGUACGUCUGUGUCAUUCCGUGAAAACUUUGUUCAUCAAGAAUGUAUGCUUACAAAUUGAAAAGUGUUCAUCAUACCGUUAUUAAUAUCGCGUAAUACUUCAUUAUGCAGUUAUAUGAUUACUUCACCAUUUUUAAUUCAUUGUAGUGAAAUGGCGAAAGCUCUUCUAGAAAAAAAGCUAUACAUAGCGAAGGAGUCUCCGGAACCAGUUUUUGACAUAUCAGAUUGUUCACUCAAAACUGUCCCCAAAGGUAUCUUUGCUGUGAUUAAAGUAUACAGAAAAGAAUUUUUAUAUUUACAGAAAAAUGAACUUUCUUCAUUAAAGGAAGGUGGAAACUUAUGUGAUCUUUCGCUUUUGAGAGUGUUAGACCUCAGCCAGAAUAGAGUAUCCAAAUUACCAUGUGAUAUAAAAUAUCUUACAAAUUUAAAGAUUUUAAAACUUGAUCAAAACGAGCUGAAUUCAUUGCCUUCUGAAAUUGGAGCUUUAUCAAACCUUGAGCAACUUUCACUGUCUUCAAAUAAAUUGAAAAUUCUGCCAGAUAGUAUCAGCAACCUUAAAAAACUUCAACUUUUGGAUGUCAGAAAAAAUCCUAAUUUGAAAACUUUACCUCCCAUGGAUGGAAAUAAGUGCUUGACAAAGUUGCUGUUAGAUAUAGAAAAUAAUUGGAAGUAUCCUCCCAAAACAGUCAUUGAAAAUGGCGUCGAUGCAAUAUUAUCGUUUUUUCGAAAAGAUGUGGAAAAUGAAGAUGUUGAUUCUAUUAAUGAGCCAAUUCAAAAGGAAAUUAAAGUUGAUGAUAUUCUAUCACAGCUGAGCUUCCAUGACAAAUAUAUUCAGGAUAAUUUAAGAAGAAUGGAAAAAGAAAAGGAGGAAAAAGUAAUGCAAACAAUUAUUGCUGAAAAAACUUUGUUUGAACAGAAAGAACAAGAACUUUUGCUUCAUAAGCAAAAUCAAAAUAGAAAAGAAGAAUUCUUGAAAAAUGUCAUGACUGAACAGCAUAAAAUUGAUGAAAAAGUUCGAAAAUUUCAAGUGCAGAAAGAAAUGGACCAAAAUCAAUUUAUUGUUCAACUUUUACAAGUUGAGAAUACUGCCAAUGAAGUGAUAAACCAGUUAUUAGAAAUGAAUGCCUCUUUUUCUGAAAAAUGUGUUCAAACCUUGGCUUCUUCGUUAUUGAAUGAACCUCCUAUGAAGGAACCACUUCGCUGCCAGCAAAUUUUAGAAUCAAUGGAAAAAUUACUCAUUCAAGAAUCGUUAAUUGAUAAGAAAGUUCAAGAGUACAAUCUCGCGAAAAACUGUUUGAUAGAAGAUUCCAGUCUUGGGAGGAAAGAAAUGAAUGAUAAGAUAGAAAAUUUGUUAUCCACGCGUAAAAACGAUCAAGAACGUCUGUUGAAUGAUAUUAAAGAAGAUGUCGAUUUGCAGUAUGCUGCUGUGUUAACGCUUAUUGAGAAAGUGGACGAUCGAAAUGUGGAGCUGAGAAAUGAGAUUUCCCUGGUUGAAAAUCAACUGUCCAAUUUAACCGUUAUGGAGCUUAAAAACAAGGAAUUACAUUUGAAUAAACAUAUUGAUGAACUGUCCGAAAAACGAUUAGUCUUGAGCGAAAUAUUAAUGAAUUUAUUUGCUCAGCAACAAGCUUACCGAGAAAAAUUAAUUGAACAAAUGAAAGAAGCUGAGAAAGAACGAGCGUUUAAAAACGAUAACACGUACUGGUUGAUGCAAUAUCAAAGAUUAUUGAAUUACAUUCCUAAUAAUGUAUCUCGAAUGUAUUCUGUUCAUCCGGAUCUGGUGUAUGAACUUACUUUGUUUGGCGUAUCUCAUUGUAUUCCCUUUUUGUCAAUGUUCGAUACAAAAUUCGGAUCAGACUGUUCUCAAAUUAAUGAUCAAUCCUUGGAAAAGGUUGGAAUACAUUCAACGGAAGACAGAGAAAGCAUUUUGAAAGCUAUCAGUCGUUUUACCGAACAGCUUCGCUCAAACGUUGCCCCUACCGCUCCUUUGAGAGUAGAUGAAGAAAAGUCAUUGCCGCCAUCUUAUUCAAAUAUUUCUAACAAUGCUGCUUCUUCACCCAGCGCACCUCCUAUUUAUGAAACCGUCAAUCCUACGGAUGUGGGAUCGCAGCGUUCGGUUUUAACAAAUGAAUGCAUCAUUUGCAUGGAAAAUCAGUCUAAUACAAUUUUGCUGAAUUGUGGUCAUAUAUGCUGCUGUGAAAAUUGUUCUGCUCAAGUGAAUAUUUGCCCAUUAUGUCGCUGUGAUAUUGAACGCAAAUUACGCAUAUUUACUUCUUAAUUUAUCAUAUUCAACAAAAUAUUAUAAUAUUUGCCAUAAGUACCUUUUACUUUUUUUCGUUACUUCGUUUAGAUUCGCAUGCUCAAUUUUCAAUUUUCAAUUUACAUAUUAAAUUUUUAUAAAAACGUUUUAUUCAGAAAUUUGUUAUCGUUAUGCUAUUAACAUGAUGACGAAUAAAAAAUCCUGAAAACAAAA